Messenger RNA from Cordyceps fumosorosea ARSEF 2679, 447 nucleotides. RefSeq lists its product as hypothetical. The record is from RefSeq and is a predicted model, not a curated record. The transcript has 3 exons. Bases 1 to 447 code for a protein of 148 amino acids. NCBI's taxonomy places the organism in Eukaryota, Fungi, Ascomycota, Sordariomycetes, Hypocreales, Cordycipitaceae.
AUGUCUACCCGCAAGAGAAAGCAAGAGGACGAGGAGGAUGAGCUCGUGUCUCUCCCCGAAGAGUCUGACGGCGAAGAGGAACCCGAAUACAUUUCCUCCGAGGAUGGUGACGACUACGAAGAUGAAGAAGAGGAGGGCGAAGAUGCCGAGGCUGAAGGCGAGGAUGCCGAGGACGACGACGCCAACGGCCAGGAUGACGAUGCGCCGCCUGUAAAGAAGCGCAAGACGGCCCCUACCGCCGACGAAGAGGAGGAGGAGGAGGAGCAGGAAGAGGAAGAAGCCGAGGCUGAGGACGACGCCGAGGACGACGGUGACGCAGACGAGGACGCCGAAGUCACCAAGGCCACCAACGGCGAUGCCCACAAGACCGUCAAGGACGUCGACGCGCCCGCCGCCGCCGAGGCUGAGACGGAAGCCGUCGCGGCCGGUGGCGAUGAGGAGGAGUAA